AUGAAGGAGCUGGCGGCUGGGAGGUGUUUGCAUCAUCAUCAUCAUCAGCAGCAGCAUCAGCAGCAGACAGCUCAGGGUUACCCCCAGGCCGCCGCCGCCGCCGCCGCCACUGCUGCACUCUCCCUGCUGGACACCGACCCCAGAGGCUGGCUGGCACCCAGCUCGCAAAGCACCUGCUCGGCUCGCGCCGACUACCUGUCGCCCGGCCCCCCGGGGGAGCUGCUGCUGCUGGGGGGCGAGGCGGGGGGCGGGCGAUGCAGCGGCCGGGGCCAGAGCCCCGCCAAGGUGCGGGAGCUGCGCAAGCUGGAGGGCACGGGGCUGGAGGAGCUGGGCCGCCGGCCGCGGGCCCCGCCGAGCCGGCACGUCAGCGGCGUGCAGAAGCAGCGGAGGCUGGCCGCCAACGCCAGGGAGAGGAGGAGGAUGCACGGCCUGAACCACGCCUUCGACCAGCUCCGCAAUGUCAUCCCCUCCUUCAACAACGACAAGAAGCUGUCCAAGUACGAGACCCUGCAGAUGGCCCAGAUCUACAUCAACGCGCUGGCCGAGCUGCUGCAGGGGGGCGGCGAGGGCGCCCCCCCCGCCCCGGGCGGCCGGCGCUACCCCAACCCGGGCUACCCGCUGCCGGUCAACCCCCCGCUGCCCUUCCCCUUCAAGGAAGGGGGCUCCGCGGGCAGGUCCCAGGAGGGGCUGGCCGCCUCCCCCUUGCAGGAGGGCAGCAAGUCAUCCCCCCGCUCCCACCGGAGCGACGGGGAGUUCUCCCCUCACUCCCACUACAGCGACUCCGAAGACGCACCCCUGGACCUGCAGAGCGAGGAAGAUGAACUCUCCGAAGCCCGGAAUUACCCGUGA
Molecule: messenger RNA, 849 nt
Organism: Carcharodon carcharias (great white shark)
Lineage: Eukaryota; Metazoa; Chordata; Chondrichthyes; Lamniformes; Lamnidae
Product: protein atonal homolog 1-like
Exons: 1
Coding region: 1-849 (282 amino acids)
Molecular function (GO): protein dimerization activity
Source: RefSeq, a predicted model, not a curated record